Messenger RNA from Pseudozyma flocculosa PF-1, 1386 nucleotides. RefSeq lists its product as uncharacterized. Gene Ontology annotation, molecular function: flavin adenine dinucleotide binding; oxidoreductase activity, acting on the CH-CH group of donors. The record is from RefSeq and is a predicted model, not a curated record. The coding region runs from base 1 to 1386 and encodes 461 amino acids. Lineage: Eukaryota; Fungi; Basidiomycota; Ustilaginomycetes; Ustilaginales; Ustilaginaceae. The transcript has a single exon.
AUGUCGCUCACCACCGGCCCGCUCACCGGCGAUGCCCUCAUCACAAAGUACAUUUCGCCCGCCACGUGGGCGCUGGUGCAGGACAAGUUCUCGCCCUUUGGCAAGCAGACCCUCAUCAAGGUCAUCAACUUUGUCGAGCACGAGUGCAACCCGGCCGAGGAGCUCUACCACGCCCAGGUCUCGACCGACCCCGCCACCCGCUGGAAGAUUGUCCCCGAGAUUGUCGAGCAGCUCAAGAAAAAGGCAAAGGCCCAGGGCCUCUGGAACCUCUUCCUCUCCAAGAAGCACUACCCUGACGUCGGCACCCCGCUCACCAACCUCGAGUACGGCAUGAUGGCCGAGAUCAUGGGCCGCGGCUCCCACUUCACCUCCGAGUCGAUGAACUGCUCGGCCCCCGACACGGGCAACAUGGAGGUCUUUGCAAAGUACGGCAACCAGGAGCAGAAGGACACCUGGCUCCGGCCCCUCAUGAACGGCGAGAUCCGCUCCGCCUUUGCCAUGACCGAGCGCUUCGUCGCCUCGUCGGACGCCACAAACAUCCGCACCUCGAUCCGCCGCGAGGGCGACGAGAUCGUCGUCAACGGACACAAGUGGUGGAUCUCGGGCGCUGGCGACCCGCGCUGCGCCGUCCACCUCGUCAUGGGCAAGUCGGACCCGGACAACGCAAACACCCACAAGCAGCAGAGCCUCGUCAUUGUGCCCGCCAACGCGCCCGGCGUCAAGGUCAUCCGCCCCAUGCAGGUGUUUGGCUACGACGACGCCCCCGAGGGCCACUGCGAGGUCAUCUACGACAACGUCCGCGUGCCCCUCAAGAACCUCGUCCUCGACUGGGGCCGCGGCUUCGAGAUCAUCCAGGGCAGGCUGGGACCCGGCCGCAUCCACCACUGCAUGCGCUCCAUCGGCACCGCAGAGCGCGCCCUCGACCUCCUCCUGAUGCGCGCCACCGACCAGCGCAAGAAGGCCUUUGGCAAGACGCUCAGCGAGCACGGCGUCAUCGUCCAGAACGUGGCGUGGUGCCGCAUCAAGAUCGACCAGGCGCGCCUCCUCGUCCUGUCGGCCGCCAACAUGAUUGACGCCACCAACGCAAAGGGAGCGCUCAAGGACAUUGCCAUGUCCAAGGUGGCCGUCGUCAAGUCGGCCCUCGAGGUCGUCGACAUGGCCAUGCAGGCCCACGGCGCCGAGGGCGUCUGCCAGGACACGCCGCUCGCCAGCGCCUGGGCCGGCCUCCGCACCCUGCGAUACGCCGACGGGCCCGACGAGGUCCACCUGCAGCAGCUCGGCAAGCUCGAGCUGCGUCGCGCCCCCGAGCUCUGGGACAAGGCCAACCUCCGCUCCGCCGUCUCCAAGAAGCUCAUGGACAAGCACGGCCUCAAGUCGCACCUCUGA